Messenger RNA from Symbiodinium natans, 1521 nucleotides. NCBI's taxonomy places the organism in Eukaryota, Dinophyceae, Suessiales, Symbiodiniaceae. The record is from the annotation of a GenBank genome assembly.
AUGUCCGGGAGCUACGGCUCUGCCAGCGCCAGGCGGGCAUCUGGCGGAUAUGGCGGCUCUGGAACCUCCCCAAAGACUCGGGAGGCUACCAUGGCUACCACGCGGGAGAGACCCAGUUUCCGACAAGAAGCUUCAACAGCAGGCAGAGCACCCCACGGUGGAAAGGUUCACGAAGUGCCCGUGAGCGCUGCAAAUCUACAGCAGAUCGAAGAAGCAGCCCGAUCUGGGCUUGGCAAACGGACAUCCUUGCCCAGCCGAGCAAAGGCAGCGCUCGCUCGUGCCGAAGGUGCCGCCAGCCGACGGAAGGGUAGUCCAGGCAGCCCAGGUGCCAAGGUUCCACACCCAAAGACUGCCGCGCCAGCGGACGUUGGCAAAAACUUGCUUGGACUCGACUUUGCGUUGCUAGCACAAAGGGCAGCGCCAAGCUCCAAGAAUCGUUUGGAACAGAUUCUUCAGCAACUGAGCGACGAGAUCAGCAAGAUUGCAUCCCAGUUUGAUCAUGAGCAGGCUUCUUCGUCCGAGCUGCAUGCAGAUGAGGGGGAGGGCUCGGCCGACACAGCCAGUGCGGCCACCACUGUUCCCAUGCACCAGCCAAGCCCAAGCGUUGAGACUAGGAUUGUGGAGCGUCUUUGUGACAAAGUCCAGGGCAUGCACAGCGCGUUGCAACAACGAGACUCAGUGGACGACCCAGUGAGUGCAGAGGAUGGUCUCAAAGUAGAUGCACAUCGCCUGUCGCAGCUGGAGAACUUGAUCAGCAGCUUGCAGGCCAAAGUCGAGACCCUGCCACGCUACGACCGCUACGAGCUUGCCGAGACGCAGACUGUCCGAAACGACCGGCUCCGCAUCGAAACCAGUGAGCUCCAGCAGCAGAAGGAUGCACUACAAGCCGAAGUCAUGCAAUUGCAGAGGCAGAAGCAGGCACUGAGCACUCAAGGUGCAUCUGGGACCAGGUUGUGCGGAGUUCCACCAGCCUGUGCUUCAGCAUGUGCGCAGACUGUCCCAGGCCAGCUUUCAGGCAGAGAAGUUAAGGGGCAGGCGGGCAAUGUGUUGAUCCCUCAGCUGCAGCUGGGUCAGCUCAAGGUCACAGACGUGGCAGCCAGUGUCUCUCCACCCCAGUCGGGAAGGACAGAUAACCAAGCAAGGACCCUCACCCUCCCUGUGGGGCUCCCUGUCGGUUGCUCCUUUGCAGUGUCCUCCCCACGAGGACGUGUGCCUGAGCCUUGCUCAGCCCGAGCGCUGCAGGCCAUGGCCCCCUUGCCCAAUGGCCCCAAUGGCCCCAAUGGCGCCAAUGUUCCGGGCGCAGUCCUGCGGAUUGCGGGAAGCCCACCGCCAGCUCGAUGGGGGAACGCCCCUGGCGUGGUGCAGCCACAGCCCUGUGUCCCGUACGUGCUUCACCACACGCACCGUGCAGUGACGCCAUCUCAGUCCGUGGCCCCAGGCCACCCAGACAUGAGGGACUUUCGAUGGACUUACCAGACUCCACAUCAAGUGCAGCAUGGAAUGCAAGUGAAGCUGCGGUAG